ACGCAAGUAUCUCACCCUCCCCCGGUCACCGCUGGCUUAACAAGAUGUCUGCAAGCUACGUCGCCGGAAAGGACAAGGACGUCGACGCCUCGGCGCCGUCGGCCAAGAUCCACAAGAUCCGCAUCACGCUCACGUCGCGCAACGUGAAGAACCUCGAGAAGGUCUGCAACGACCUCGUGUCGCGCUCCAAGGACAAGCAGCUGCGCGUCAAGGGCCCCGUGCGCCUGCCCACCAAGGUGCUCACCCACACGACGCGCAAGUCGCCGUGCGGUGAGGGCUCCAAGACGUGGGACCGCUUCGAGAUGCGCAUCCACAAGCGCCUCAUCGACCUGCACAGCCCCUCGGAGAUUGUCAAGCAGAUCACCUCCAUCUCCCUCGAGCCGGGAGUUGAGGUCGAGGUCACUGUCGCCGCCUAAGCGUGCGCGCCAGCCAACCCCUCUUCUGUUCGCACG
Tilletiopsis washingtonensis is the source of this 452-nucleotide messenger RNA. Its product is annotated as putative 40s ribosomal protein s20. The coding region runs from base 45 to 416 and encodes 123 amino acids. Gene Ontology annotation, biological process: translation. Gene Ontology annotation, cellular component: cytosolic small ribosomal subunit; ribosome. The transcript is spliced from 4 exons. The record is from RefSeq and is a predicted model, not a curated record. Lineage: Eukaryota; Fungi; Basidiomycota; Exobasidiomycetes; Entylomatales. Gene Ontology annotation, molecular function: structural constituent of ribosome.